AUGAAUGGAUUUGAUUUGAUUUUGUUUCUUCUAACUGUGGUUUGUGUUUUCGUAGGUCAAUACCGUUCGCCACGCAUCACAGAGCACCCGGCCGACGUGGUGGUGCCGAAGAACGAGCCGGUGACGCUGAACUGCAAGGCGGAGGGCCGACCGCAGCCGGACAUCGAGUGGUGGAAGGAUGGCCAGCGACUGGUGCUGGGGCCCGGCACCCACCGCAUCCUGCUCCCCACCGGCAGCCUCUUCUUCCUGCGGCUGCAGCAUGGCCGCAAGGAGCACGACGAUGGCGUUUACUGGUGCGUCGCACGCAACACUGCCGGCUCCGCCAGCAGUCGCAAUGCCACGCUUCAGGUUGCAGUUCUGAGAGAGGACUUCAAGGAGCAGCCGACGGACAUGACAGUGGCGGCCGGCGGGACGGCGUUGUUGGAGUGUGGCCCCCCCAAGGGCAUUCCCGAGCCAUCUGUCUUCUGGAAGAAAAACGCCAAAGUCGUCGAACUCGAAUCAAACAAGAGGAUUCGGCUGGUGGAUGGUCACAACCUGGUGAUCAGUGAGGUGGAGCAGGCAGACCAGGGUGUGUACCAGUGCGUCGCCCAGAAUGUGGUCGGCCAUCGGGAGUCCACCUCUGCCACCCUCACUGUACAUGUGAAGCCAUACUUGAAGACAGAGCCAGCAGCAGUGACGGUAGCGGUGCGUGGGGACACGGUGGAGCUUGCAUGCUCGGUGGGGGGGGACCCGGCACCCACAGUGGUGUGGCGGAGGGAGGACGGACAGAAGCCAGCGGGGGGACGGGCCCACGUGACCGACGACAAGGCACUUCGCAUAGAGGCCGUCGUCCUCAGCGACCAGGGUGUCUACAUAUGCACCGCUGAGAACUCGGUCGGCUCCAUCACCAGGAGUGCCGUGCUCACUGUGCAUUCGCCACCAGUGCUGACAGCGACGCCGGGAGACGUGAAGGUGUCGGUGGGGGAGCUGGCGGUGCUGGAGUGUGGAGCCGCAGGCAACCCGCCACCCUUCCUGUUCUGGAGUCGCGAGGGCAGCCAACAGCUGAUGAUGGCUGGCCACUCCUAUGGCCACUUCCACGUCACCAACGAGGGUUCGCUGCACGUGCAGGGUGCCAACCGCCAGGAUGCCGGCUAUCUGCUCUGCUCGGCGUUCAGCAUAGCUGGUGCUGUGUCGGCUAGGGCAUUGUUGCAGGUAACAUCAUUGGAAGAUAUUCCACCUCCUAUAGUGGAGAUCGGACCAGCAAACCAAACUCUGCCCCUGCAGUCAGUGGCCACCCUGCCCUGCAGAGCACGUGGCAACCCCGCACCUAAGAUAAAGUGGUACAAGAACGGCAGUCCCAUUGAUGGAUCCAAAGCAGCAAGAGUCACCAUCAUGCCCACUGGAACCCUCCAAAUUGAUGAUCUGCAAGUGAGCGACUCUGGCCUGUACACAUGCACUGCUUCGUCGGAAUCGGGGGAGACAUCUUGGUCGGCGGCGCUGGCAGUGGAGAAGGCGCCCGGGGCGCACGUGCAUCGCAGCGCCGACCCGUCCACGUUCCCGGGCGCACCAGGCGUGCCGCACCCAGCCAAUGCCACCCAGGACAGUGUGCUGGUCGCCUGGGAUCCGGGUGCGGCGGGCGCCUGGGAGCCAGACGCAAACCAUCAGCAGCAGCUGCUCGGCUACACUGUCGAAUACUUCAGUCCCGACCUGCAGACCGGAUGGGUCACCGCUGCGCGGAGGGUUGCUUCGCAGGCGGCUCUGAUAAGCGAUCUGAAACCGGACACGUCGUACGUGUUCGUGGUGCGCGCGGAGAACAUGCACGGCCUGUCCGUGCCGAGCAACAUUUCGGCCGAGAUCAGGACGCUGCGCGCGGGGGAGAGGGUGAUGCCGCAUCAGCUGAUGCAAGAGGCGAGGCAGCGACUCAACACUAAGGUGCUGGCGCUCAGCAUGCUCACGCCAAUCUCAUCCACCUCCGUCAAGAUCAGCUGGGAGGUUAGCGGGGGAGAUGAGUUUCUGGAAGGGCUGUACGUGUAUUACCAGGAGGUGGCCCUGCUGACAGCCGCUUUGCAGAAGUUCGAAAUGAUGACCGUUCUGAAUGCAGGCGCCACCAGCUACACGGUGUCCAAUCUGGCCAAGUACACCAAGUACGAGUUCUUUCUAGUCCCAUUCUUCAAGUCCAUUGAAGGCCAACCAUCCAACUCGAGGAUUGUUGAGACUCUUGAGGAUGUUCCAUCGGCCCCUCCAGAGAACAUCCAAUCAGGCAUGAUCAAUGCAUCAGCCGCCUACGUCAGAUGGUCAACCCCACACAAGCAGCAUCUUAAUGGAGUUCUAGUUAGCUACAAGAUCCAGAUCAAAGGCAACACAUCGAAAGUGUUGGCAGAGAUGUCGCUGAACGCAUCGACGACGUCCAUCUUCCUCAACAACCUGACUCAGGGCGGUGUGUACCGGGCGCAGGUGGCGGCGUGCACCCGCCUUGGAGCCGGCCCCUGGUCAGAGCCCAUUGCCCUGCCCACCCGGGGGGGCCUCCCGCCCCACGCCUCCUCCACCUCACCCUGGUUGGCGCUCUUCUUCUGCCUGCUCAUGCUGUCUCUGUUGCUCGGUUCGCUCGCCACUAUUUUCCUCAAGCGACGGCAGAACACUGUCACCAAGCAGAUGGGGCAUCUUCCUGUGAACGCCAACGAGCUGUGCCAUCUGAACCUGCUGCACGGCAACGGAGGCGGCAUGAUGGUGGGAGGCGGUGGAAUGGGUGGCGGGGGCGGUGGUGGAGGUGGAGGCAAGGAGACGCUGUGGAUCGACCGAGGCUGGAACGGAGGAGGAGGCCUGGAGAAGGAGACAGAGACCAAACUGCUGGGCAUGGGUGGGGAGUGCGGAGACUAUGCUGAGGUCAACAAUCCGCGCAACCUGACCACCUUCUACAACAACCGCAACCAGCAGCCCAACCACAUCAACCCCACGCCCUACGCCACCACCACGCUCAUCAACUCCAAUAAAAGCGAUCACAGUGAUUCUCAUUUCGUGCAGUCAACACCAAGCACAUCGUCCGAAGUGAAGACGUCAACCUCAGGCGAGUCGACUUCGAGGCACAUCAACAACUACGACCAAGGCAGUCCCGACCACAGAGCCAUGUCUGAUCUCGGUCCAACCUAUGCAGACGAAAACCACCACCACCACCAUCACCGCCACCGGGGGCAUCACAACCAGACGGGGGGCGGUGGAGGCGGCUCAGCAGCCGUGUGCAGCUCGAUGCCGAACUGGAGCGAGUUCCUGCCACCGCCUCCGCUGCACCCGCCGCCCCCCGCCAGUCCGCGCCUGCUCAAGCGGGGCCAGCAGCCGGGGGCGGUGGGGCCUGGAGGCGGUAACUACCGCAACGGAGGCGGGUCGUGCGUCUCCAGCCAGGGCUCGGACACCUGUGUCAGUCACCGACAUCAUCCCCCGCCCCAGCAGAGGCCGCCUCCCGUGCCGACGUUUCCUCAAAGUCACAUGGUGAUGAAUGGGGGUGGGGGUGGGGCCAGUGACAACUCAUCAGUGUGCAGCUACAACAACAGCGUUGGCAGCAGCUAUCAGCCGGGAGGGGGCGGUGGGGGUGUUGGGGGGAGGGGGCACCACAACAUGGCCGCUGACUCCUGCUAUGAGACCACUUCCCUACUGCACUCGCAUCACAAUCUCCCUCACUACAGAACGGAACACAGUCGAGGUAGAUCGCACGCCGCCGACCCUUGCAACAACAUGGACCGAAGCAUUCAAUCGUCCCUACCCAGUCUCGUCCAGGAUCCUCAUUCAUGUGGUAUCUACGACAAAGGCGGUAGAUGGCAGGGUCAGGGUCAGGGGCAGAGAGGAGCUGGCAUGGGGGUGGGGGUGGUGGCGAUGGAGGACGAUGGCUACAGUUGCGGCAGUUCGCACGAGAGCGACACCUGUUGCUCCUGCAGUGAGUCUUCCUGUCUGUAUGCCGAGCCGGGCGCUGAGCACAUGAUGCAUAGAGCGCAUGCGCAAAUCUGUGAUGACUGAACAAAUGCGGUAGUGGUGUAACAUAAGGGGCAAUCUAUUGUCUCCAGCUUUUUGUUUCUUGUCAAGGUUUCAUGGCUGAAAGAGGUAGGGUUAUACCUCCUAUAGCAGCUACUAGUCGCCACCUUUGACAGAAAAUUAAUAUUUAGAUUUAGUACGGUUUAGAAUUAUUGUAGUUGUAACAUACAAACCCUUCCACUGCCUGAUGAAGAUCUGUGUCGAUUUGGUGUACAAUAAACUGUGCAACGUAAAUGAUUUUCAAAUUAAUGAAUGAAUGUAUUAAUACUUUGGGGUGUGAUCAAAUUUAAUGCGUAUAUUUACAAGUGCAAGCUUGGUUAUGGAUGACCAUAAACAAAAUCAGAUGAUAAACAAAAUCUGGAAAGAGCAAUAGGAACAGUCACACUGAAACGUGCACUUAGUGGUUGCGUUCAGUGUGAGCAGCUGCAUGCAAGUCACAGCGGUUUUCAAUGGCACUUUCCGGAUUUUGUUUGACGUGAUUUGACUGCAAUUGCACAUAUUCGCAUUUUAUGUGAUCAAACCCUUACUUACGGAAAGUAAAGGUGUGAUAACACCCUAAAUUACGGAAACAACUAAGGUGCAUAUUUCAAUAUUAUUUGACAUUGAUUUUAUCGUUACGACUUGAAAUCAAUUAUGACCUUUAUGAAAAAAUAUGUAAUAAAAAACUAUACGGUAUAAGACCAGAGUAUGCUACCGCCAUGAAUUGUCAAACAAGUGCUAUUUUGUGAGAAAUUAUGAGCUUGCAUGACGAGCGAACAAUUGAACAGAUAUGUCACUCGUAUUCCGCGGUAGGAACCUUGUGUGUCGGUUCAUUUCAUUUGGGGUGAAUUAGGUACUCAAUUUCUUCACCGAGGUGGCGUAUGAAAUAGAAUUGAGCUGUUAUGAUCAAAUUAGUCGAGAAACGGUGAUCGAAUGUUAUAAACCAGAAAUGUUGAAGAAAAAUGUACCACCAUAAAUAUUUUUAUGCUGUAGAUUUGUAGAAAUUUUAUAACAUUUUUAGUGACUACAUUAGAGUAGUUGAUUAAGAUUACUGAUGUAGGCUUUAAGGUUUUAUUUGUGAUCACUGCUGAUUAUGCAGGAAGUUUUCGAUACCUUUUUCUUGAUAAAAAGCAAUUCUAAUAAUGCAAUUCAAAAUUUCAUGUUCUAACCGUGUUCUAUUAACAGUUUCGUUUCUAAAGAAAAUUGGAAAUCAAAUCAAUAUUAAUGGAUCUUUUCAUCAUAUUAAUCUAUAUGAACAAAAGUCUUGAAAUCAUUAUCUUUUUUAUGACGGCUCUUGCUUGAAACUGAAUCAAAUUGAAUGGGUUCGUUCAUUCAUCCACCUCAAACUUAAACAGGAGGUUUAAAGCCUUUUAGAUAUAGAUUUCGAAAAAUUAUCCACAUGAUAAGACUGCUCCUUUAUUAGCCUAGAUCCCCUUUACAAUGGUAACAUUAGUCAUGAUAGUCAAAAUAGAUCAAUAAUGAAUGAGGAUGAUUGAAAACUGAAAAGCAAUUUCAGAGAGUUUGCCUUCGUAUAACAAAAGAAUUACUAACUUGGCCUACUUCUCUCUUAUCAAAUUGAGUAAUUUUUCAUUAAAAUUGAAAAUAAAUAAUUUUUCUACCUUCUUCCUACAAAUAAUUCAACAUAGUGGCUUAAAACUGAAGUUAACAAAAUUUAAGAAAGUCUAUUUUUGACUUUGCAUUUUGAAGUGUUUCUACAGUUAUUUUCAGUGUUAAUUCCAAGGUUUAUUCCGUGGUCAAUAGAAUAAUGCAAAGCAAUAUUCAAUCUAUCACUUCUUAUUCCAUCAGCUAAUAUCAAUGAAAAGUGCCUAAUGAAAGUGAAAUUUUCGAAAAAUAUAUUUCGGCUGCAAAUUUGCUUGUUGAGUAGCUGAUAAAAAUAGAUUUCUGUCAAUUUUUUCCACCGUUGAAAAAAAUUAUCUCUAUCAAAUUAUCUUUUGAAAAAUCUAUUUGUUGCCAGUAACUCGUGUCAUUAACAAAUAACAUUAUUUUUCAUGAUACAACCCUUAUUGCCAAUGAGUUUUAUUUGAAUUUAUCAUCGUAAUCAUAAUAAAUAAUGAAAUUUUUAAUCAUUCAAUUAUUGAAUUCCUUUCCUCAUUAAUUCAACUAAACAUAUUUCUAGAUAAAGUCCUGUGAACAGCCAAAAUGUCAAAACUAGUUAACUAGACUGUUAUCAUUUUUAGUUUUUGAAGAAUUUAUAAUUAUAAAUGUUAAACUUUAGCUCAUUUAUUAAACCAUCAAAAUCAGAAACUUCAGAGAAUGAUUUUGUAGAAUUUUUAGUGAAAUAAAAAUAGUAGAGAAGAAGCUAGUCUUCUAAAAAAGGGCUAGGAUUGUGUUAUUUGCAUAAGACAACUAUUUUUUGCCUCUUAUUGGCAUUGUAGCCUCAAAUUUUAUUGGCAUCUGGAUGCAAGAACGAAUAUUGACAGCCCAACGAUUAUUCAACUAUCGAUAAUAAUGAUACCGGUACUUAUCAUUUUAGCUUUUGAACUUUUAAAAAAAUGAGAUAAGAGCAUAUUUAUUCCAUGAAGGGAUCUCAGUACUAUUUGAAACAAGAAAUAUUGUUUCAAAAGCUAUUAUUAUGGAGUAAGUAUUAGCUUCGAAUAUUAGGUUGUAUGAUCUACUUAGCUGCUGUGUGUGCUUCUAUUCAUUAAAAUUUUGGCCAUCAAGCUUCUUGUAGGUACUGUACUGUUUUAGCAAAAAUUAUUCUUUUUCAAAUUACUGGUGUUUGUAGCUCAAACUGGUUUACCAGCCAAAAAAUAAGUUGAGGAAUAUCAAUAUUAAUAAGAGAGGUGGAAAUUCAUAUCAUUGAAUUGUGAAAAGUAGACUAGCAAUUGUUAUAUUUGUUUCAAAAGUAGUAUCGUUCUUAAAACUUGAAAAGUUAAGUCCGCCAUAUUUUUCGGAACUUAAUUUUAAUUGGCAUUGUCCAAUUUUAAUAAGAAAUAUUACUAUUUUCAAUUAGUAACUCAAUUUUAAUGAAUGUACAGCCUUCAUAUUAUCAUUUCACGGUUAUUUACAUUGAUAAAAUAUUGUUAGAUACUGUAAUUUGGAUGACUAUAAACAUUGAUGAAGUAAGGUGAAUGCUUUUGUAAAUCUAUUGUAUCCAACUGAUCGUGUAAAAAGUUCAUUAUUUGUAAAUGGUUGGAAACCGUUGACUGUUGUAAAUAAACGGUGAUGUAAAUAUACUGUAACUAUUUAUAAAUUUAAUUUUGUAAUUUUAUAUAACAAUGUAUACAAAUGUAAUAUUAUUAUUGUACCUGAGAGUUUUGUGAAGUUUGUUAGUGUGGAUCUUACAAUGUUGAAACGGCUGGGCUGGAGCCAUUACAAUUGAAAACAAUACUUUGACCUAUUGUCAUUAUUAUUACUACAUUAAACAGCUUCCGUUUAAUAACAAUAACAAAGUAACAAUAGAAAAAUAGUUAUAUCAAUGAAUAGCUAUCAAAGUAAAAUUAAGAAUCUAAUAGACAAAUGAUCAAAAUAAUUUAUGGAUAGUUAUGUUGCUAUUAGUAAAGGAAAAAUUAUUAUCAAACUUUGUUUGUGAAAAUCUAUUUGAAAGCGAGCAUUUCUCAUUCUAGAAAGUUUGUAUUUUGUGAGAAUAAAGUGAGAUUCAUUGAA
Molecule: messenger RNA, 7605 nt
Organism: Nilaparvata lugens (brown planthopper)
Lineage: Eukaryota; Metazoa; Arthropoda; Insecta; Hemiptera; Delphacidae
Product: roundabout homolog 2
Exons: 17
Coding region: 1-3984 (1327 amino acids)
Molecular function (GO): protein binding
Source: RefSeq, a predicted model, not a curated record